This is a messenger RNA of Ciona intestinalis (vase tunicate), 2072 nucleotides long. The record is from RefSeq and is a predicted model, not a curated record. NCBI's taxonomy places the organism in Eukaryota, Metazoa, Chordata, Ascidiacea, Phlebobranchia, Cionidae.
UCCGCAAAUUGCGCUCGGGAAUUUCCCUACGGCGAUAGUUACAUAACGUGUGUGAUUAACUAAACAUUAAAAAGUUUCGUGACAUUCCAAAACACGUUGCUGCCCAAAAUGUCGAUUCUGCUUGAAAAGGACGUUGGUAUGACAGAGUAUAUUGGAAAACAUAAAGGGUUUACAGGAAUUCUUAAGAUGCGUUACCAGGAUUUCAUGGUAAAUGAGAUCGAUCUGCAGGGAAAGGUUGUUCAUUUGACCAAUUUUGAUACGGAAGUCGUAAGGGAACAUGAGCCUAUUGAAGAGAAAGCAGUGUUGCACAUUCCAAAUGAUGUUCUUUCAGCAGAAGAUAUUGAUGGGUUGAAGAAUCUGGACGGCAACACUGAAAAAGCUGCAUUUUUUGUCAUAAAAACGGUUGGCAUGAGCAAGUCACAACGAACGGAAAUACACAAAACAGUGAGUCAGCUCUUUCCGAAGCUUGAAACAAAAACUGUGAAAAAUGAAACAACAGAUGAACAAGAAAUCAAAGUUAUGAAGUUUUUCUCAGAUUCAAACAAACGCAAGAGGAGCAACAAAGACCGAGGUUUCCCGUAUUGCAAGUUCGUCCUCUACAAAGAGAAUAUCGCCACAAUGGACGCUGUGAACUUAAUUCUCAAGAAGUUAAACCUUAGACACGCGAGGUGUUUUCAAUAUGCUGGAAACAAAGAUAAGAGAGGGGUAACAGUGCAGGAAGUAACGACAUCAAUCAGCCCUGAGCGUCUCGUACCUGUCAAUCAAAUUCUCAGCAAUAUUAGAGUUGGGAAUCUUGUUUCGUGUAAAACAGCGAAGCGACUCGGAGAUUUGAAUGGAAAUCAGUUCUCCAUUGUGAUCAGAAACACUCUUGAUAUUGAAGAAAGCGAUUUAAAAGCGGCGAUCAAAUCUUUCUCACAAACUGGGUUUAUAAACUACUUUGGAAUGCAGAGGUUUGGGACCAAUAAUGUCCCAACGUAUGAGAUUGGGAAAUCCAUAAUUUCAAGCAGAUGGGAAGAAACGGUUGAUUUAAUCUUGUCAUCUUGUUUUAAAGAUUGCAGCGAAGAGACGAUAAAUUUGAUUCGAAAUUGGAGAGAAGAAAACAACGCUAAGAAGGCGUUCGAUAAACUUAACAGAAGAUCUUCAUUCGAAGGAUAUUUGUUGCUUGGAAUAUCCCACUUUGGUCCCAAACAGCUUGUCCAAUCACUGGCACGCAUUCCUCGGAACACUAGAAUGCUCUAUCUCCAUAGUUACCAGAGUUUUGUUUGGAACCGAAUCGUGAGUCGUCGGUUUCUCACAUUUGGGGAUUCCCCGGUGGUCGGUGACCUCGUGUUGGCUGGAAACGAAAAAGAAGAAAAAUCUAUUGGACCAGAUGCAAAGAAACAAAAAGUAGAAACAGAAGAGUCAGAACGUGAUGAAUACGGACUUCCUGAUGUUGUUGUUGUUACUGAAGAAAAUAUCGAUAAUUACUCCAUUCAUGAUGUCAUAAUGCCAUUACCGGGUCACAAAGUAACUUAUCCAACCAACAGCGCACUCCAGUGGUAUAAAGAUGAGUUCAAAGCAGCGGGAAUCGAAGAAUCUAUGUUCGACCAUAAAGUGAAAGAAUAUUAUUUGCCGGGCGCUUAUCGAAAAAUAAUCAACAAACCAAACGACGUAGAAUGGGAUAUUGUGAAAUACAAUGAUUACCAGAAACCUUUACUGGCAUCGGAUAAAGAUAUUUUACAAGGAGGGGAGAGGCCCUCUGGUGAGAAAGACGGGAAAUUCACAGCCUUAAGAAUUUCGUUUUCACUUUCUUCAUCUUGUUACGCGACAGUUGCCAUGCGUGAGGUCAUGAAGCGUGACAUGUCAUCGGCCAAUCAGACGCUGCUAGGAGAUAAACAUAAAAUGGAAUGUUCGAAUGCUGCGCCAACCAGUGUGAAUGUUGCGCCAACCAGUGUGAAUGUUGCGCCAACCAGUGUGAACAUACUGGCAAAUACAAACGAAUGACAAAAGUUAUAUCAUCUUUAACGGGGGUGCUUUCAAAAUCUGCCAACGCAUUAAAACUUGUCGCUUAAAUAAAAGAUACAUCGUGCUCA